AUGGAGGUAUUUGGCAAAUCUAUGGUAGCUGCUACAAAUGUUAUUUACUUGUCGAGUAUUCUUGGCCAAGAUGGAUCUAACUGUGUUCACAAGUGUGAUUGGAAAUGUGAAAACGAACACAUCUGCGGGAACAUGUUCCGCUGCAGACUAACUGGGCUGACACACGUCUGUGACAAAAACUGUAACCAGAGAAUUCUGUACGAUAACCAUAGCUCCCUUUGCAGAGUGAGCAAGCAGAUUUUUCCUCUGACUUCGGCUGAGCAACAGGCAGUGAAAGGUAUCAGGAGGAAGCUUGAAGCUGAGAGUUCCCCCAAUGAGAGCUGUGCUUUUAAGCGCAGAAGGGAUGCACAGUAUAACACCUCACCAUUUGAGAAAUCAUUCUCUGCUGUUAGUCCCAUCUGCAGUCAAAUUGGCGAGAGCAUGGAUAUGAGCUAG
Fraxinus pennsylvanica is the source of this 435-nucleotide messenger RNA. The record is from the annotation of a GenBank genome assembly. Lineage: Eukaryota; Viridiplantae; Streptophyta; Magnoliopsida; Lamiales; Oleaceae.